UUCGCCAUUCCACUACUGCAUUUUUUUAAACAAACAGAGCAGAAAGCACAAAAACCGCUUUUCAGUAAUUAGAGUGCGAUUCUGCUCCUUUUUCAACUCGAAACCCUAUCCCUAGGGUUUUUCAGUGGAUUGCUUGCUGGUGCUACUGAUUUGAUGCUAUAGGCUGAGGUUGAAGUGGAUCCACUCGAUUCGAUAACUCUUCUCAUCAACUUUUCAUCGUUUGAUGCUGUUGUGAACCUUUAAGUUCAAUAGAAAAUGUCUCGAGCUGAGGAACAUUGGGAGCGGUUAGUUCGUGCUGCAUUGAGGAGGGAAAGGACUGGUGAUGAUGCAUAUGGGCGACCUGUUGGUGGUAUUGCGGGAAAUGUACCAUCUGCCCUAGCUAAAAAUAGGGAUAUCGAUGAAAUUUUGAGAGUUGCUGAUGAAAUUGAAGAUGAUGAUCCCAAUAUCUCAAGAAUAUUAUGUGAGCAUGCAUAUUCAUUAUCUCAAAAUUUGGACCCCAACAGUGAAGGCCGAGGUGUUUUGCAAUUCAAGACUGGUUUGAUGUCUGUCAUCAAGCAAAAGCUGACUAAAAGAGAAGCUGGAACCAUAGAUAGAAGUCAGGACAUAGCACGGUUACAAGAGUUCUACAAGAGUUACAGGGAGAAGCAUAAUGUGGAUAAAUUAUGUGAGGAAGAAAUGAAGUUAAGGGAAUCUGGUGCUUUCAGCCGGGAUCUUGGCGAGUUGGAGCGCAAGACUCUGAAGAGAAAAAGGGUUUUUGCUACCUUAAAGGUUUUGGGAACAGUACUAGAGCAGCUGUGUGAAGAAGAAAUUCCUGAUGAGCUGAAGCGGCUCAUGGACUCAGAUUCUGCAUUGACAGAAGAUCUGAUUGCGUACAACAUCAUCCCCUUAGAUGCUUCCUCUUCAACAAAUGCUAUUGUUUAUUUCCCUGAGGUGCAAGCAGCAGUUUCAGCUUUGAAGUAUUUCAAUGGCUUGCCGGAGUUGCCUAGGGGCUAUUUCAUUCAACCUACAAGGAAUGCUACCAUGUUUGAUUUUUUGCAGUGUACUUUUGGAUUUCAGAAAGAUAAUGUAGCUAAUCAGCAUGAACACAUAGUUCACCUGCUUGCAAAUGAACAAUCUCGGCUUAGAAUUCCAGAGGAAGCUGAACCUAAAUUGGAUGAAGCUGCCGUGCAGGCAAUAUUCCUCAAGUCCCUUCAGAAUUACAUAAACUGGUGCGACUAUUUAGGCAUUCAACCUGUUUGGAGCAGUUUGGAGGCUGUCAGUAAAGAGAAGAAAUUACUAUAUGUUUCUUUGUACUUCCUAAUAUGGGGUGAAGCCUCAAAUAUCAGGUUUCUCCCAGAAUGCUUGUGCUACAUAUUCCAUCAUAUGGCUAGAGAGAUGGAUGAGAUUUUAAGGCAGCAGAUUGCACAGCCAGCUAAUAGUUGCACUUAUGAUUCUAAGGAUGGCGUCUCAUUUCUUGAUAAUGUUAUCUUUCCUCUCUAUGAUAUUGUUUCCGCAGAAGCUGCAAACAAUGAUAAUGGGAAAGCACCUCAUUCCUCGUGGAGGAAUUAUGAUGAUUUUAAUGAGUAUUUCUGGUCAAUCCAUUGCUUUGAGCUUAGUUGGCCCUGGCGGAAAAGUUCUCCAUUUUUUCAAAAGCCACAACCCAGAUCAAAGAAAAUGCUUAUACCUGGCAGCAGUAGGCAUCAGGGAAAAACAUCUUUUGUGGAGCAUCGAACUUUUUUUCAUCUUUAUCAUAGCUUCCACCGAUUGUGGAUAUUUCUAUUCAUGAUGUUUCAGGGUCUAACCAUCCUUGCAUUCAAUAAUGGAAAGCUUAAUGCCAAGACUUUGCGAGAGGUGCUUAGUCUUGGACCUACAUUUGUCGUGAUGAAAUUUUUUGAGAGUGUUCUGGACAUUUUCAUGAUGUAUGGUGCAUAUUCAACAACAAGACGCUCAGCUGUCUCUCGAAUUUUUUUACGUUUUCUUUGGUUCAGCCUUGCUUCAGUUUUCAUAACUUUCCUUUAUGUAAAAGCACUCCAGGAAGAGAGUAACAUAAAUGGAAACUCUGUUGUCUUCAGAUUGUAUGUGAUUGUCAUAGGGAUUUAUGCUGGUGUCCAAUUUUUCAUUAGUUUCCUCAUGCGGAUACCAGCAUGUCAUCGUCUAACAAAUCAAUGUGAUCGCUUUCCUUUAAUUAGCUUUGUGAAGUGGCUGCGCCAGGAACGGCAUUAUGUUGGACGGGGAAUGUAUGAAAGGAGUUCAGAUUUCAUAAAGUAUAUGCUGUUUUGGCUUGUUAUUUUGAGUGCAAAAUUUGCGUUUGCUUAUUUUCUUCAGAUCAGGCCUCUGGUGGACCCCACAAGGGCUAUUAUAAAAGAGGAUAAUAUAAAUUACUCUUGGCAUGAUUUUGUCUCUAAAAAUAAUCAUAAUGCUUUGACAGUUGUUAGCGUGUGGGCUCCUGUGGUUGCUAUUUAUCUUCUAGAUAUUUAUGUGUUUUACACACUUGUAUCGGCUGUCUAUGGAUUCUUACUGGGGGCAAGAGAUCGACUGGGAGAGAUUAGGUCAUUGGAAGCACUGCAUAGACUUUUUGAGCAGUUUCCUAGAGCUUUUAUGGACACACUUCAUGUUCCUCUACCCAACAGGAGUUCCCAUCAGUCUUCUGUUCAGGUUGUGGAGAAAAACAAGGUUGAUGCUGCUCGGUUUGCCCCCUUUUGGAAUGAGAUCAUAAGGAAUCUAAGGGAGGAGGAUUACGUAACCAACUUCGAAAUGGAGUUGCUUUUAAUGCCUAAGAAUUCUGGGGAUCUUCCUUUGGUUCAAUGGCCACUUUUUCUACUUGCAAGCAAGAUAUUUUUGGCUAGGGAUAUUGCUGUUGAGAGUAAAGAUACUCAAGAUGAGCCUUGGGAUAGGAUUUCCCGAGAUGAUUAUAUGAUGUAUGCUGUUCAGGAGUGUUACUAUGCUAUUAAAUUCAUUUUGACAGAGAUAUUAGAUGAUGUGGGAAGGAAGUGGGUUGAAAGGAUAUAUGAUGAUAUUAAUGCUAGUAUCACAAAGAGGAGUAUUCAUGUGGACUUCCAAUUAAAUAAAUUGGCUCUUGUGAUAACAAGAGUAACUGCAUUGAUGGGUAUCCUGAAAGAGACUGAAACACCUGAACUGGAAAGGGGUGCAGUUAGGGCUGUGCAGGAUCUGUAUGAUGUUAUGCGACAUGAUGUCCUUUCAAUAAAUAUGAGGGAGAAUUAUGACACAUGGAGUUUACUGAAAAAAGCUAGGGAUGAAGGGCAUUUGUUUGAAAAGUUGAAAUGGCCCAAGAAUACAGAUUUAAAAAUGCAAGUCAAAAGAUUGUAUUCACUGCUGACUAUCAAAGAGUCUGCCUCGAGCAUUCCAAAAAAUCUUGAGGCCAGGCGACGACUUCAGUUUUUCACAAAUUCACUUUUUAUGAAGAUGCCUUGUGCAAAGCCAGUUCGGGAGAUGUUAUCCUUUAGUGUUUUCACUCCUUAUUAUUCUGAGAUUGUGCUUUAUAGCAUGGCUGAACUCCUAAAGAAAAACGAAGACGGCAUUUCAAUUUUGUUCUACCUUCAGAAGAUAUAUCCAGACGAGUGGAAAAACUUUCUUGCCCGAAUUGGCCGUGAUGAAAAUACACUUGAGAGUGAACUUUAUGAUAAUCCUAGUGAUAUUCUUGAACUGCGAUUUUGGGCUUCAUAUCGGGGGCAAACAUUGGCCAGAACAGUUCGGGGGAUGAUGUAUUAUAGGAAAGCUCUUAUGCUUCAGACCUAUUUGGAGAGGACAACAGCAGGAGAUUUGGAGGCUGCAAUAGGUUGUGAGGAAGUAACCGAUACACAUGGCUUUGAAUUAUCCCCUGAGGCACGUGCCCAGGCAGAUCUUAAGUUCACUUAUGUUUUGACAUGUCAAAUUUAUGGUAAGCAGAAAGAAGAGCAAAAGCCCGAGGCUGCUGAUAUUGCUUUACUUAUGCAAAGAAAUGAAGCUCUUCGGGUCGCUUUCAUUGAUGUUGUUGAAACUUUGAAAGAGGGAAAAGUGAACACUGAAUACUACUCAAAGCUUGUGAAAGCUGAUAUCAAUGGGAAAGACAAGGAGAUAUACUCGGUGAAGUUGCCUGGAAAUCCCAAAUUGGGUGAAGGGAAGCCCGAGAAUCAAAAUCAUGCAAUUGUAUUUACGCGUGGAAAUGCAGUCCAAACAAUUGACAUGAAUCAGGAUAACUAUUUUGAGGAAGCUUUGAAGAUGAGGAACCUUCUUGAAGAAUUUCAUUCUGAUCAUGGGCUUCGUCCUCCUUCUAUACUUGGUGUUAGAGAACAUGUCUUCACCGGCAGUGUCUCAUCUCUAGCGUCAUUUAUGUCCAAUCAAGAAACUAGUUUUGUGACUUUAGGGCAGCGAGUUUUAGCAAAUCCAUUGAAGGUCCGCAUGCACUAUGGGCAUCCUGAUGUUUUUGAUAGAAUAUUCCACGUAACCCGUGGUGGUAUCAGCAAGGCUUCCCGUGUUAUCAACAUUAGUGAAGAUAUCUAUUCAGGAUUCAAUUCAACCUUACGUCAAGGAAAUAUUACACAUCAUGAAUAUAUUCAGGUUGGUAAGGGAAGAGAUGUUGGGCUCAAUCAGAUUGCACUAUUUGAAGGAAAAGUUUCUGGUGGUAACGGUGAACAAGUUCUCAGCCGUGAUGUAUACAGACUUGGACAGCUUUUUGAUUUCUUCCGGAUGCUGUCUUUCUAUUUUACAACAGUUGGAUACUACUUUUGUACCAUGCUAACAGUGUUAACUGUAUAUGCCUUUCUUUAUGGGAAAGCGUAUUUGGCACUAUCUGGUGUUGGUGAAACCAUUGAAGAAAGGGCUAGGAUAACUAAGAACACUGCACUGAGUGCUGCUUUGAAUACACAAUUUCUCUUUCAAAUUGGUAUCUUCACUGCUGUGCCAAUGAUCUUGGGCUUCAUUCUUGAGCAAGGUUUCUUGAGGGCCAUUGUCAGUUUUGUCACAAUGCAGUUCCAGCUUUGCACUGUCUUUUUCACAUUUUCCUUGGGUACAAGAACACAUUAUUUUGGUCGGACCAUUCUUCAUGGUGGUGCAAGGUAUCAAGCAACUGGCCGCGGUUUUGUUGUCCGCCAUAUCAAAUUUUCAGAGAACUACAGACUCUACUCUCGUAGUCAUUUUGUUAAAGGGUUGGAGGUUGCACUUCUGUUGAUAGUAUUUCUUGCUUAUGGCUCUAAUGAAGGUGGUGCACUCUCAUAUAUUCUUUUGAGUAUAAGCAGUUGGUUUAUGGCUCUAUCCUGGUUGUUUGCUCCAUAUUUAUUCAACCCGUCUGGAUUUGAGUGGCAAAAGGUGGUGGAAGAUUUCAGAGAUUGGACAAAUUGGCUACUCUACCGAGGUGGAAUUGGUGUUAAGGGAGAAGAAAGCUGGGAAGCUUGGUGGGAAGAAGAACUGGCUCAUAUCAGGAGCUUGGGUUCAAGGAUAGCAGAAACCAUUCUGAGUCUUAGAUUUUUCAUCUUUCAAUAUGGUAUUGUGUACAAGCUUAACGUGAAAGGAACAAGUACUUCACUGACGGUUUAUGGACUCUCAUGGGUAGUUCUGGCUGUGCUUAUAAUUCUUUUCAAGGUAUUCACCUUUAGCCAGAAGAUAUCGGUCAAUUUCCAGCUUCUUUUGCGCUUUAUACAAGGAGUCUCCCUUUUGGUUGCACUGGCUGGUUUAGUUGUAGCAGUUAUAUUGACCAAACUGUCUUUACCGGACAUAUUUGCUUCUAUGUUGGCUUUCAUUCCUACUGGUUGGGGAAUUCUGUCAAUUGCUGCUGCCUGGAAGCCGGUGAUGAAGAGGCUCGGACUAUGGAAAUCCGUUCGAUCAAUUGCUCGCCUCUAUGAUGCUGGUAUGGGAAUGCUCAUCUUUGUACCCAUUGCCUUCUUUUCGUGGUUCCCAUUUGUAUCAACAUUCCAAACUCGCCUAAUGUUUAACCAGGCUUUUAGCCGAGGGUUAGAAAUUUCUCUUAUUCUAGCUGGGAACAAUCCCAAUACUGGGAUAUAGUUGUAUUUGGCUCAGGCCUUGUUCCUAAACGAGAUACAAUCUAUGGUGUCUUUUAAAUUUUGCGGGGGUGAGUCGGUAAAUCUUCUUGUAGGAAGCCUAGAUUUCUGUAAAAAUCGUCAGCAUUGUGAAUAGUUGUAUCAUCAAUUUUCUAGUGUAUGUCAUUUAAAUCGUCAUGUAGUAUUGGGUUUAAUGCAAUGCACUAUCAGUUUUGAAUUUUCUUGUAUUCUUCCAAUUAAACUAUUUCCUUCCAGAAUUGAAA
Glycine soja is the source of this 6235-nucleotide messenger RNA. RefSeq names its product callose synthase 9-like. Gene Ontology annotation, cellular component: 1,3-beta-D-glucan synthase complex; plasma membrane. NCBI's taxonomy places the organism in Eukaryota, Viridiplantae, Streptophyta, Magnoliopsida, Fabales, Fabaceae. The transcript is spliced from 53 exons. Gene Ontology annotation, molecular function: 1,3-beta-D-glucan synthase activity. The record is from RefSeq and is a predicted model, not a curated record. Gene Ontology annotation, biological process: (1->3)-beta-D-glucan biosynthetic process. The coding region runs from base 256 to 5976 and encodes 1906 amino acids.